UACACGUGGUCUGGCGUGGUUACACAUGGUCUGCGGUUGUGAUGCCGGUUGGACGUACUGCCAAAUUCUCUAACAUGACGUUCGAGGUGGCUUAUGGUAGAGAAAUGAACAUUAAAUUCUCAGGCAGCAGCCCUGGAGGAAAUUUCAGCAUGUGAAUUGCACGCUCCCUCAAAACUUCAGACAUCUGUGGUGUUGUGUGACAAAACUUCAUAUUUUAGAGUGACCUUUUAUUGUCCUCAGCACAAGGUGCACCUGUGUAAUGAGCAUGCCGUUUAAUCAGCUUCUUGACAUGCCACACCUGUCAGCUGGAUGGAUUAUCUUGACAAAGGAGAAAGACUCACUAACUGGGAAAUACGCUUUCUUGCAUAUGGACAUUUCUAGGAUCUUUUAGUUCAGUUAAUGAAACAUGCCGAAGGCGGGGAAAGGUAAACCAACUCAGAAGGAGAAGGUGUGUCAUCCCUAUAGCAGGAAAGCUGCUUACCUGGCCAGCCAGGAGAUACGUCUGGGAAAGAAGGAGAGACAAAAGAGUGAGAAGGCCACUCGUCUCAACAGCAUUGGUGAUAAGCUGCAGUGGUUUCAGAGCCAGCUGGACUCUGAGAAGACAGAGUUCACCAAACAGGAUGCCUGUCACAUCAUAGAGAGGUACCUGCAGAGGUUUGACGGGGAGUUGGACCAGAUAGAGCUGGUGAACGGGAUCAAAGGUCGUCAGGGUCGUCUCCAUGGCAGCAGGGAGACCGUCAUCAAACAGACUGUUGAGCGAGAGACCGCUCUGUACCAUGGCAACGGCUUCGAGAUUCCAGACAUCAUCAACUCUAAACAUCUCAAGACCUUCAGGGAGUGGAGCGGCGAUCUAAAGAAGCUUCCCAACAUCAAGAUGAGGAAGUUCUCUUCCCGAGGGACGGACAGAACAGGAGGAGGAGAGGAGGAGGAGACCGCUGGAGGAGAGGAGGAGGAGGAAGAGACCGCUGGAGGAGAGGAGGAGGAGACCGCCAGAGGAGAGGAGGAGGAGGCCUUAAUGAAGGACUCAGAUUCAGACGCCCAGGAAGAUGCCCCAUAAUGCUUUGCAUGUUAGAACUCUGGGGAUGUCAGCCAUCCUACCUGACUGGGGUUAAGACAACCUGUGUGUGUGUGUGUGUGUGUGUGUGUGUGUGUGUGUGUGUGUGUGUGUGUGUGUGUGUGUGUGUGUG
Molecule: messenger RNA, 1187 nt
Organism: Oncorhynchus gorbuscha (pink salmon)
Lineage: Eukaryota; Metazoa; Chordata; Actinopteri; Salmoniformes; Salmonidae
Product: translation machinery-associated protein 16-like
Exons: 7
Coding region: 407-1057 (216 amino acids)
Cellular component (GO): nucleus
Source: RefSeq, a predicted model, not a curated record